Messenger RNA from Planococcus citri (citrus mealybug), 13336 nucleotides. Its product is annotated as zinc finger protein 570-like. The transcript is spliced from 7 exons. Gene Ontology annotation, cellular component: nucleus. The coding region runs from base 208 to 2142 and encodes 644 amino acids. Lineage: Eukaryota; Metazoa; Arthropoda; Insecta; Hemiptera; Pseudococcidae. Gene Ontology annotation, molecular function: RNA polymerase II cis-regulatory region sequence-specific DNA binding; DNA-binding transcription factor activity, RNA polymerase II-specific. Gene Ontology annotation, biological process: regulation of transcription by RNA polymerase II. The record is from RefSeq and is a predicted model, not a curated record.
AAUUUGAGUGACGUCAUUCGUAUCAAAAUGGCCGAAAUUUCGUAAAGUGUUAAAUCUUUUGUUAAUAGUUUACAAAAAUUUAAUUCUCAUUAUUCCAAUGGGAUAGUUACGAUUUAUCACUUUAAUUAACUCGCAGGUGAAAUAGAGCAGACGGAAUCGCUGUAACAUCUUUAAUUCAUGUCUUUAGAUUUCUAAUUCAUCUACCAGAUGAGUUCGGCAAGCGAUGUAUUCAAUUCAGCAAACCAGGAGAAUCGUUCGACGCCAACGAUCGCUCCGCAUUUCGCAGAUCCGACUAAUUUGAAAUUAGUCCAGCAACACAUGAGUAAUGCUGCGAACCAAGACAAUCGCGUCGAAAGAAACACGCCGCUGUCGCAUUUUCCCGAUAGUAGCAAUUUAAAAAUGGUCCAGUUAGGCAAUAUGGAUCUGCGUUUUCUAGGUGAUACAUCGAGAGCUGUACAGGCCGUGUUGAAUAACUCGGUCGUCUCUGUAGCCAAUACUUUGAAUGGGGAACCGUCUUCUAUAUCGUCGUCCAGUAUACCAAUUGAUUUUUUGAAACACGAUCAACGUAGUAAACUUCUAACUGGUUAUCUUAUACCAUGUGAUUAUCAAAGUACCUCACAGACCGAAGCGGAUAAGAAUUAUUAUCAAAAGAAACAAAAAGAUGUGUUUCGAUUUCUAGAACAAAAAGUCAACACCGAGAAACCGUUGCUGCUUGAAAUAAAUGCAGUUGACCCGACCAGAGCAGUGCAGGCUGUUUUGAGUAACACGGUAUCGGUCGCGAGUACGUUGAAUGGCGAACCUUCUUCGUCUUCUGCCAUAUCGUCUUCUAGUUUGCCAAUCGAUGGCUUCCUUAAGCCCGAUCAGCGUAAACUUUUAGCUGGCGAAUCACCGAAGGCGUUUUCGAAUCUGAUGCUGCAUUUGGGCCCGGAACGUCGCACGAACAUCACGGACUCGCCGUUCCACUGCGACAUCUGCGGGAAGUAUUUUUCGCGCAAAGAUCACUUCAAAAAUCACGUAAUGUGGCACACUGGCGAAACGCCGCACCGGUGCGAUUACUGCGCUAAAACGUUUACGCGUAAGGAGCAUCUGGUGAAUCACGUUCGCCAGCAUACGGGUGAGUCUCCGCAUCAUUGCAAUUAUUGUACGAAAUCAUUCACACGUAAAGAUCACAUGGUUUAUCACGAGCGUCAACAUACAGGGGAGACGCCGUUUCCGUGCCAGUACUGUCCGAAAGCGUUUACACGUAAAGACCAUCUGGUUAAUCACAUACGCCGGCAUACCGGAGAGUCGCCGCAUAAGUGCACUUAUUGUAUGAAAAGCUUCACGCGUAAAGAACACCUAACGAAUCAUAUACGCCAGCACACCGGCGAGUCUCCGCAUCGGUGCCACUUCUGCCCGAAAACGUUCACGCGUAAAGAGCACUUGACCUGUCACAUACGCAUACAUACCGGCGAAUCCCCUCACGCUUGCGAAUUCUGUAAUCGCACGUUUACGCGCAAAGAGCACCUGAAGCGUCACUUGCGCCAGCACACGUCCGGCGCCGAAUACAACUGUCUGAUCUGCACCGAACCGUUUACCGCCAAAGAGCCGCUGCUCGAGCACAUGUUGACGCAUCCGCGCGACUUCCCGUACGUCUGCCAAGAGUGCGGCAAAGCGUUCCGCCUCAAGGGCAACCUGCUCUUCCACCAGCGCAGCCAUCAGAAAGGCAUGAUCAUGGAUCGACCGUAUCGCUGCGACCUGUGCCCCAAAGAUUUCAUGUGCAAAGGGCACCUGGUGUCGCACCGACGCAGCCACACCAACGCCAACAACGCCCGCCAGUUCGACAAAGCCUUCGUCACCGUCAAGGACGAAAACGCAUCGUUCAUGCUCAAGCAUCUCAUGAAACAGGAAGACAUGAGCGAAAUGAUCAUACACCAGCAACAGCAGGCCGCCGCUCAACAGCAGCAACAAGCCGGCGGUCAGCAGCCCCAGCAACAACAGCAGCAACAACAACAGCAACAGCAGCAGCAACAACAACAGACUCAUCAGCAAUCGCAGCAUUCGGUCAGCGUCGGCACCCAGGUCGGCUUACCCGUAUUGCCACCGCCGCCUAAUAUCCAUCUUCCACCUCCGACCACCAGUUUAUUGGCAGCUGCCACGUAAACCACCGGUCAACGAUCAUCGUACGAUACGGUUUUCUCAUAAUUUUUUCUCUUUCCUCAUUUCUCACUAUUUGUAUAAAACAAAAAUGGACGACGAGACGAUAGCCAGAGAAAACAAUCGACGACGAUACGUUUGCUACAUGCCAACGAGGCUCCAUCCUCGGGCCCUGGCCCCAAUCUGUAGCAGUCGUCACUCUCGUCAGCAGCGUCGUUUUUUUUUUCGGCGAUGCUACAGCAGCUCAUGACGCGAUGUCGAUGUCGCGUUGCACUCUUUAUUAUUUUGCUACUUGUAUUUCUCUUCUUCUAUUUUUUUUUUCCUCCCUUCUUUUACUUCUUAUAUAGAGAUUACGUUGAGACGAUAUUACGAGUAUUUUAUCAUUAUUAAUUAUUGUUACAUAACUUCGUAGAGUUUGGAGAGUUUCGCGUGUUGUGGUGUGUGUGUGUAAGAUGACGCAUCUUUUGGUUUUUAUUUUUUAUCUCUUCGGUUGCCGAAGAUUCCUAACCUGCUGUAUAUUUUCGCUUCGAAGCCUUCUCGAGGGGGUCUCCUCUCUCUUUCUAUCUCUCUUUCGAUUAUUUUAUUAUUCACGAAUUCCUCCUAACCUGAUUCUUUUUCCACGUCGUAUUUUUUCGGUGGUUUGAGGGGGGGGGGGGCAGAAAAAGACAGAAAGGGUUAUUCGUAUUCGAAAGCGAUAUAAUAAUGUUCCACCUUUCUGUCCUCUUUUCACCCUCUUGCCCCCUUACUCUGAAAUAUGACGAUGAUGAUGACGAUGACGAUGACGAUGGUGCGAAUGAAGCAGAUAUUUUGUACCUUUCAACAUAAUGUCGAGCUGCCAUUUACUUUUUCCUAAUAUUUUCUCUUAAUUUUUUUUUUUUCGUCUCAAAUUAAGUGCCAUUUUUCACCAUGUUACAAUCUACCUAUCUGUGUGUACGUACGGAUUUUUAAUUUAUCUGUUUUUUUUUUUUUUUUUUUUUUAAUUACGUGAAUGAUCGAAACCUUUUCUGCGGAACUUUGAUACCUACGACGUGUAUUUUUUAUAUUCAUUCGAGAGUAAUUUCAGUGUUGUUUUUGUCCUUGUCCAGGUGUGUUUUUUUCCCUUCUUUGGAACUUUCGUUGAUUUUUUUUGUAGUUGUUUUUUUUAAUUUAUUUUUUAGCUUUAUCGUUACCGAGAUCAAAACUUCGAUGAUGAGGUUCUAGGUGGAUUUUUUUUUUUUAAUUUUUUGAUUUCAUCCGAGCACACGUUGCGUAGUGAUAAUGGGUUUAUUGCUGCUUCCUUUUUUUUUUUUUACUAGUGUCGACUAUUUUACGUAAUUAAUACGUGUGAGAUUAUCGUGUAUGUGAGUACGCUGAUUUUUUUAAUACUCGUGGAGCAACGAUUUGAAGAAAAAAGAUCAAAUUUUAUUACGGCGAUGAUGUGGAGAUAAGAAGUCGAGUAAUCGAGAUCAAUCGAGUCUAAAUGGUGGAGGAUUUUAUCGAAUGACGUCUGACGAGCGAGAUGAGUUGAAAAUAUGAUAUUGCUGGUUCGGAAGUCGAUGGUUCGUGUUUUUCGAUCAAUGUUCUAUGAUCAAAUCGUUCCGGUUCGCGAAUGUUAAGAAAAGGUCGUUCAAAUUCGGUACUCUUUUUCGAGCAAAUUAGUGAAAAAAUGAAUUUUCACGAAUAUUUUCUCUCUGGUUUCGUUUCGCGAUACGAUCGUUCGCGAGCGAUUCGCGUCUCGAGGAACGAAUCGUGUGCGAAUGAUUCGAGGAUAGUUUGACCGAAUUCAUCAUCUGAGAGGCGAAUGUAUUCAUUUUAGAGUUGAUUGCGCUUAUCAGGGUGUCCUACAGUCUUAAUUAUUCUGCUUUCAAUAUUUUUGUCUUUUUUUCGGUUCAAAUUCCCAAAAAAUUUUAACCCUUCCCCCUCCAAAAUCCACUAAAAAUGUAUUUUUAAACAUUUUUUCAAUCAAAGUUUUAAAAUGCCAUGAAAAAAUUCGGGUUUUCCUCAUGCGAAAUUGUUGUUGAAAUCUCCCCCCCCCCUCCUCUCAAAAAAAUCCAAAAAAUAUUCAUCAGAUUUUUUCAAAGUUAUCAAUUUUUUUCCAGUUUUCUUCGCAAAUGAAGAAAUUUUCAGGUGAACAAACUUUGAACCCCCCCCCCUCACUCCUCUUCACCCAAACUGAAACAUGAAAAAAAUCCUGAUGCAAAUUCUGAUCUUUUUCAUUCGAAAUUGCUAAAAAAUUCAGUAGUUUUUUUGGUCUUUUCAGAAGUUCAAAGAUUUCCAUGAUUUCUUCCUAUUCUUCCCCCCUCCCUCCAUCCAAAAUUCCCCAUAGAAUCCGUUUAUUCAAUUUUCUCAAUAAAACUUUGAAAAUUUUCUGUUGGAAAAUCUCAUGAAAAAAAUUCCUGAUGAGAAUUCUGUUUUUUUUUGUUGCAGGAAUUGCAAGCAUUGUCAAAUCUCUCCUCCCCCCCCAAAAAAAAAAUGAAAAAAAUCGAAAAAAUAUUCAUUUGCUUUUUUUAGAGUUAUGAAUUUUUAUCCCAAUUUUUUUCCAGUUCUCUUCGAAAAUGAAGAAAUUUUGAAGUGAACCAACUUUGACCUCCCCUCCCCUUCAACCCAAACUGAAACAUGAAAAAAAUCCUGUGCAAAUUCUGAUCUUUUUCAUUCGAAAUUGCUGAAAAUUCUGGUUUUUUGUCUUGUCAGAAGUUCAAAAAUUGCCAUGAUUUUUCCUAUCCUCCUUCUCCUCCUCGCUCCCAAAAAAACGUCCCCAAAAAAUCCAUUUUUUCAAUUUUCUCAAUCAAACUUAGAAAAUUUUCUGUUGGGAAAAUCUCAUGAAAAAUUUCCUGAUGAAAAUUCUGUUUUUUCCUCAUUCAAAAUUGUUGGUAAAAAUUCUGUUUUUUGCGGAAAUUGCAAGCAUUUUCAUAAUCCCCCCCCCCAAAUAAAUUUAAAAAAUUCGAAAAAAUAUUAAUUUGCUUUUUUUUUGGAGUUAUGAAAUUUUAUCACAAUUUUUUUCAAGUUCUCUUCGAAAAUGAAAAAAUUUGAAGUAAACAAACUUUGAUCUCUCCCCCCCCUCCCACUUCAACCAAACUGAAACAUGAUAAAAAAUCCUGAUUCAAAUUCAAAAUUGCUGAAAAUUCUGUUUUUUGUUGUCUUGUCAGGAGUUCAAAAAUUGCCAUGAAUCUUUCCUCCCCCCCCCCCUCCAAAAAAACCAUUCCCCAUAAAAUCCAUGUUUUCAGUUUUCUCAAUCAAACUUUGAAAAAUUUCUGUUGGAAAAUCUCGAUUUUUUUCAAUGGAACUCAUAUUUUUUAUUCAGUUGUUUUUUUUGGAAAAUUUUGAAUUUUGAUUUUUCCUGCUCUCUCUGAUAGUUGGAAAAUUCUGACUUCAGGAAUGAAUUUUGAACCCUAUCCCUCCUCUCAUUUCCCUCAAAUUGAAACAUUUGCGACACUUUCUUAUUCAGAACCAGUUCUUCUGACAAAAUUUGCCAAAAAAGUGCUACUUUUUGUCAAAUCAAAAAUUUCCAUUUUGUUUAUUUUGUUUAUUUUUUUGAAACUGGACUGAUUUAACCUGAGUAAAUUUUGACACCUCCCCCCCCCCUCUCACUCUCCUUCAACACUUUCUUCUUCAAAUUGAACAUUCAAAGAAAUACGUUGCUUCGAAUUUCGCUUCUUUUUUUUCUCAAAAUUGCGGGAAAAUCUUGCUUCUUUUCGUUUUUAAUUUUCAAAAAUUUUCCAUUCAUUCUCUUUUUAUUCAAAAUUUUGAAAGGAGAAAAAGGCUGGAAAAUUGAAAUGUUUGAUGGCAAAAAAGUGUUUUAUUUUUUUCAAUCUAACUGACUUUUUCCAUUUUCUUUUCUCGUUUUAAAAUUUGUGUUUUCAAAAAUCUAAUGUUUAAAUGAAAAAUUUUUGACUUGAAAUUGAUUUUGAACCCCCCCCCCCCUCCUCUAACCUUGCUUCCCUCAGAUUUAAACAUUUGAAGAACAUUUUCCGAUAAAAGUGCUUCCUUCGUUUGAUUUUUCAGGCACCCUGUAGGUUAAUGUCUUAACAAUAUCGAAGAAAUCGACUUUUGCAACCGGUUCGUUGCGAAUUUUAAAUCAAAACUUUUUUUAUUCAACUCGAAUGAAUUUGGAACAAAUAAUUUUGAACUCUUGAUAAAAGUUAUUGAACUAUUUUACGAUCAAAUCGUUUUGAUUUUUUGUCGAAUAAAAAGCCACCAUUUGGUUUGAAAAAUUCUAAUCGUUGAAGAACAAAGUCGAAUCGAAAAAUUCAUCGCAUGGCAUCGAUCUCCUCUCGAUAAACGAUCAUGGUUUGAAAUUGUAUUCACGAGUCUGUAUAAUUCUCCUACUCUUUUCUCCUUGUCUUCUGCCUUUUUUUAAAAAAAAAAAAACCUCGAAAAAUCUUAAUCAUGGAAUAUGAGACCUUCGUUUGUAUUCUUAUUGUGUGUGUUUUUUUUUUUCAAGUAAUCGAACUAAUUUGUUUUCACGUACGUAGUUUUAUACUUUUACAAAAAAAAAAAAAAUGAAAUUGUUCAAGUCUCGAAUGCGCUUUUACGUACCUACCUAAUUUUAACGUGCUACUUUUUUAAAAGGUGUUCUAUUUUGUUUUGUAAUUUUUUUCUUUUUUUUUCGAGUUUCGUGUUUCUUUUUGCUCUUUAUUUUGUUCGUUGAGUUUCGGUAUAUCGAUUAUCGAGCCCUGGAUACGGAAUAAAAUUGUUCCGAUAUUGGUAUCGUAUUUUUUAUGUAUUAAAUUUUCAUAUCUAAAUUAUUGAAAUUCGGAAUUUCAGAGCGCACUUUGCGCUCAGAGGCAGCUGCACUUUGAAUACUAUUACGACUGUGGAAAUUUACGAUAGAAAAAUGUGUUUUGUUUUUUUUUUAUAUAGUUGCUGCAACAAAUAAGCGCAUAAUACGAGUUAAAUUUAUUAUCUACGAGUUAAGUCCUUUUAAUGAUUAAUUUGUUAGAAUAUUAAGGAGAUUUUUUCUGUUUGUUUUUUUUUCUUUCUUUCUUUCGUUUCUCUACGAAUAUGUAAUUUUUUUUCUCUCUCCUAAGUAGUUGGAUUUUUAUGCAUUUUUUAGUCGUAUGUGUAACAUUCGUGUAAGUAGUAUUUUUUUCAUCCAUUUAAUCAGCCUCGGUUUUCGUUUUUUUUUUCUUUGUUCUUUUUUUUGUGCAAGAGUUCUCUGCAAAUGCCUGGUGUUUUUAUUUUCGUACGAAUUUUUACCGAAUAAUGUAUCGUGUACGCGUAUUUCCCACUGGAUUUUUUUUUCUACGAUUUAAGCAUAUAAAAUAAUUUACGACGAUGUAAAUUACGCGGAUAAUCAUUGGUGAUUGUGUAAUUUUUAUGUCUGUAUUGCCGAAACGAGCGGUUAAAUUACACGUGCGCGAACAUCCCGUACUGUACUAUGUAAUUUAGAUACGAGAGUACUUACGAAAAUUUGUGUAAGGGUAUUUAGUCAACGUUGUACGUUGUUGGUUUUACAUACAACUACCUACAACUGCAACGAGAGAUUUUGUUGAAUUAUUACCGCCGAAACGAACGGAACGGUUCGAAUGACGAAAAAAAAAACCUAAAAAGUGUAAUUACGUAAUAGAAAAGGUUCCUAAUGAACGUGCGUAGUGCGUGCAAUAUAUAAAUAUUAUAAAUAUAUACUAUUUUAUUAUGUUAAUGUAUCUAUACAUACUUAAUACUACGAUGAUGGCUAUUAACGAUUUAUUUAAUUUUUUUUCUCCCCUUUUUUCAUUUUUUUUCUCUCCUAUCGUUAAUUUAUUAUUGUAAAUUAGUGGUUUUUAUUACUUUUUCGUUCUUUCUCCUGGAAACAUUGAAUUGCGGGCGAUUUUAACGCUUGUAUUAUUUUUUUUUUACGAGUUCGAUGAUUUUUUUUUCUAUUUUUUUGGGCCAACAUACGCGCUUUUUACGUAGCUUUCUAUUGUUUUUAUUGCAUUUAUUUUAAAUAUUUUUUCUCUUUUUUUUUGUACGUAUUUUUUUUCUUUCUCUUUUUUGGUUACUUGUUUUAUCUUAAUUUUUUUUCUAUUGUAUUAUGUAUUUAAGCGAAAAUAUUCGUUGUUGUUACGCAGCUUAGUUACGAGAAAUUAUUUUUUUCAUUUUUUUUCUCUUUUUUUUCAUGUGUAUUAAUUCAGGAUCUAUUCGACGCUAGUCACGAGAGAACCAUUGUAUUUUUAAUCCGCGAUAUUUCCCUUGCUUGUUAUUCCAUUCUGAACACCGUGUGGUUUUGGUGAUUGGUACACGAGCUUUAUGUGUUGAUUAUGUGCAAUGAUAGGAUGAGAUGGGAGGGGGGAGCUCCAGACUUUGAGGAAUAAGUCUGAUGUUAUUGAGGUGAAGGUAAAGUCAGGGAACCAUCAGUUGAGAUUUUUCAUCAGGAAUUUGGUCAAAACUGGAGCAAUAGCGAAUUUUUGGGUCAGAUUUUUAUGGGAAGGGAUGAAUUGGGGGGGGGGAAGGGAGAUUAGGGAACUUGGAGCUGGUAAAAUCGAUUUUGUGAAACAUAAUAUUAUCUAGCUAGUUUCACUUCAGAACUCAUUUUCAUAUCCCUAUCCCUUAAUGAGAUGGUGGAAAAGAGGGGGGGGGGGGGUGAAAAUCCAAAAAUUAUUUCAAAAAAAUACUUAAGUUGCACCAAUGAAUGCAUUUAAAUCAUGUUGAAUUCAUUUUUUUAUACAGAUUACCUCUUCUGAUAACCCACCACUUCCAGAGGAGGGUCAAAAUUCGAAAUUUAUGAAAAAAUUCAGUUGGGUGCCCGAAAAUUUGGUUUUUAGGGAUGGUGAAUUCGUUUUCAAGGUCAUUUUUGCCCCAUCUGGUAACCUACCUCCUUCUACAGAAGGGAUGAAAAUUCAAAAAUCCUGAAUAAAUCGAGUUCGAUCCCUUAAUAUUUUUUAUCAAAAAUUCUGUAUUCAUGUUAGAGGCGAAUUUCACCCUCAUUUGAUAACCUACCCCUUUUUUUGGUUGAGGGGUGGGGGGGGGGGGGGUUAACAUUGAUAAAAACUGAUAAAAUUCUGUUCAAUUUCUCAAAUAUUUCUCAUCAAGAGAUGCUAAAUUCAUUUUAGAAGCGAAUUUCACCCUCAUUUUGAUAACCUACCCCUUUUUUGGUUCAGGAGUGGGGGGGAUAAAAAUUGAAAAAAACUGAAAAAAAUCAGUUCAAUUUCUAAAUAUUUGUCAUCAAGAGAUGCUAAAUUCAUUUUAGAGGAAAGUUUGCACCCUCACUUGAUAACCUACCCCUUUUUUUUGGAUGAGGGGUAGGGGGAUAAAAAUUCAAAAAAACUGAAAAAAUUCUGUUCAAUUUCUAAAUAUUGUUCAUCAGAGAAGCUAAAUUCAAUUUAAAGGUCAUUUUCACCACCAUUUGGUAACCCAUUUUUUUUUAGGAGGGUGAAAAUUCAAAAUUUGAAAAAAUGUUGGGUUUGAUGUGUAAAUCUGGGUUUUUAAGAGUCCUAAAUUAUUUUACAAAGUAAGUUUCGCCUCAUCUAGUAAGCUACCCCUUCUAUAAGGGAUGAAAAUUCAAAAUUUCUGAAGAAAAUAUAACUCACCUCUUCUAAAGGGGAUGAAAAUUCGGAAUUCCCGAGAAAAAAAUCGAAGCUUGUGUCUGAUUUCAUUUCUAAGGGUAUUUUCACCCCAUCUGAUAACGUACCCUCUUCUGUGUGGAAGGGGGGAGUGGAAUUUCAAAAUUUCUAAAAAAUCGAGUUCUGUGUCUAAAUUAUGUUUUCAAAGGUACUGAAUUCAUUUUCAAGGUCAUUUGUCCGGCUACAGUGGUAACCCACCACCCCCCCCCCCUAUAUAUUAAGGAAUGAAAAUGUGAAAAUUUCCAAAAAAUCUAGUUUGGUGUUCAAAUGUAUGUUUUGAAGGGCGUUAAAUUCAUUUUCAAGGUCAUUUUCACUCCAAUGUGGUGAUUCAUCCCCUAUACAUUUAGGGAAUGAAAAUUCUAAAUUUCUUGAAAUUUCAGUUUAAUGCCUGAGAUUACGUUUUCGAGGGCGCUGAAUUCGUUGUUAAAAGUAAUUUUUAUCCCAUCCCUCCCCUCCCCUCCAUCUGGUGAUUUAUUCAUUUGUUCAUUUAGGGGAUGAAAAUUCAAAAUUUUUCUAAAGAUUGAUUUUGGUGCCAUGAAAGUUGUUUUUAUGGGCGCUUUAUUCAAUUUCAAGGUCAUUUUCACCCCCUCUCCUCGCAUCUGAUUAUUCAUCCCCUAUAUCAUCUGUUUAGCUAGGGGAUGAAAAUUCAAAAUUUUCCUAAAAAUUGAGUUUGGUGUCAUAAAAUUUGUUUUCAAGGGUGCUCGAUCCAUCAUCAAGGUCAUUUCUGCCUAUGCAUGUAAUCCACCCCGCUUUUAAGGGUUGAAAAUUUAUAAUUUUUGAAAAAAAUCAAGUUUGUUGGUCACAUGUAUGUUUUUAUGGGCGCUGAAUUAAUUAUCAAGGUCAUUCGGACAUUUUCACCCCUCCCCUCUCAUCUGAUAAUUCAUCCACUAUACGUUUAGGGGAUGAAAAUUCGAAAUUUCCAAAAAAAUGAGUUUGGUGCGACAAACUAUGUUUUCAAGGGUGCUGAAUUCAUUUUCAAAGUCAUUUUUACCAACACCUGUAAUCCACCCCUCUUUUAAGGGAUGGAAAUUCAAACUUUUCCACAGAAAAUCAAGUUUGGUGUUCAAAUAUGUAUUUUGAACGGCGCUGAAUUCAUUUUCAAGGUCAUUUUCACCUCAUCUGGUGAUUCAUCCCUUAUACAGUAUUUAGGGGAUAAAAAUUCAAAAUGUUCAAAAAAAUCGAGUUUGGUGUUCAAAUGUAUGUUUUGAAUGGCGCUGUAUUAAUUUCUAAGGUUAUUUUCACCCCAUCUGGCGAUUCAUCCCUUAUACAUUUAGGGGAUGAAAAUUCAAACUUUCAAAAAAAUCAAGUUUGGUGUCUAAAUGUAUGCUUUGAAUGGCGCUGAAUUCAUUUUCGAGGUCAUUUUCACCCCUUCUGGCAAUUCAUCCCUUAUCCAUUUAGGGGAUGAAAAUUCUAAAUUUCCACAAAAUCGAGUUUGGUGUCUUAAGGUAUGUUUUGAAGGGCGCUGAAUUCAUUUUCAAAGUCAUUUUCACCCUAUCCAGCGAUUUAUCCCUUAUCCAUUUAGGGGAUGAAAAUUCAAAAUUUUCAAAAAAUUGAGUUUGGUGUCUAAAUGUAUGUUUUGAAUGGCGCCGAAUUCAUUUCUAUGGUCAUUUUCACCCCAUCUGGUGAUUCAUCCCUUAUAUGUACAUUUAGGGGAUGAAAAUUCAAAAUUGCCAAAAAAAUCGAGUUGGGUAUCAAAAUCUAUGUUUUCAAGGUCGCUGAAUUCAUUUCUAAAGUUGUUUUUGCUCCUUGAGAUGAACUACCCCUCAUUUUAGGGGUACGAAAUUUUGUCAUGGGCUCACCACAGCGACUUGUACGAUCUCGUUGUCUUAAUUCUCGAACAUUAUUGCACAUUUUCGAAACAAAUGCUUCGGCGUACCGGUAACCGAAACGGAAACCGAGUAAAAAAAAAAAGAGAAGCAAUUUUGGGGAAUUAUUCGGGUCAAUUGAUAUCGAUAAUUAUUUAUUUACGCUAUACAAAUAUACUACGAUGUAGGUAUAUUAUAAUUGCGAAAACCCCCCGAAGUAGAAAUUAUUAUUAUUACAAAAAUUGGUCGAAACAUCGUACUAUUAUUAUUAUCUCUAUUAUUUCACCACGCAUAUGUUGGUAUAUGCCGACGACAACACGUAGGGGGGAGUUUGAAAAACACCCCUGAGAAUCCUUAAUGAUUUUUUUUUUUUGAUUAGAUCUCUUCUUUUAAUAUCUCUAUCGUAUGUAUUCGUAAUAAGAAUAUUUAUUGUAUGACCUUAUUAGUUUUUAAUUUUUGAUUUACCUUCUGAUUAUGCUACCUACCUUACACUGUACGAUGUCGUGUUAGAGCGAAUAAGUUCAUAAACUUAUAUACGACUGAAGAAGUUGAAAUACAUUUAAUAUGCAAUAUUAAUGGUCACGUCUGUAAAACUCAUUCAUAUGAGACAACAUUAUGCCAAAGAAUUGUAUAUUUUUUUUGUUCAAUAUUAUUCAGAAACGUAAAUUGUGAAAAAUAAAAAUUAUAUUACUAUAGAUUCCUGAAACUGAGACGUCCUUUAACCGGUUUAUCGUGAUUCUGAUGUUGAAGAAAAAAAAAACUUUCACGCUUGGGUUUUAAUUUUUUUUCCUUUUUUUUUUUUUUUUUCGUUUAUUAAUAAUCCUCACACGUAUAAGUAUCCACUCUUUGUUAUUGCCAUUUUUUUUAUGUAUUGUUCCUUCCUGACUAUUUUUUUCUUUCUUUUUUUUUUAAAUUCUUUCUUUCGUUUUUAUUUCGCUGUUAUUAUUAUUAUUACGAUUAUAUUAUUAUUUUUUUUUACGUAUUAAUUUCGAUGUUCUUUUUAACAUUAUGUAGUUGAAGGUAUUGUUAACAUUCGCGUAUUUUGAGCCAUGUAGUAGUAUUAACCAGUGUGCUGGAGUGUGUGUUUUUUAAUAUUGUUUUUUGCUUUUUCGAGUUGAGUGUGUACUUUUUUUUUGGAGGCUUGGAGUUUUUUUUGAUUUUUUUUAAUGAAGAAAUACCGCAAUGCCGCCGAGUUUUAAUUUGUUUUUUUUUUUAGUUUUUAAACGAUUGAUGAGAAAAAAAAUCUAUACUUUGAACGCGUAAUUUUAAAUGUCUUUUUAAAUUGUAUAUUACGUAUUAUUUAAGAGUUUUCCGUUAAGAGCGUGUUCUACGACGGUUUUAUGACGAUAUGGAUGUGUAGUAAUAGUAUAAUAAUUUUUUUUUUUUCGGGAAAAUUGAUUCAGGAAGUUCAUAUAGCACAUAUUUAAAAUGCAUUAUAUACACACUUGAAAGGGUGAUCUCUCAGUAUUGUUUUGUUCUUUUUUUUAAAAAAAAAAUUACAUAAUGUGUACCUGCGAUAGAAAUAAUAUUAUGUUCUAUUAUUAUUGUCUAUCGGCGGAGUAAAAUUUCAUUAUUGUCAGUAUUAUUUAUAUAAUUGAUAGGGAUGGUGAGUGUUGGUCGGUACGUGCUGUUGGUAAAAUUGUUGUCUAGAUAGAGAUGGAUUUUGGUGAACACAUUUAUAUAAAAUAAAUACACUAUUGAACGAUCGACCGUAUCGUCGUGAAACAAUAUAAUUUUAUUUUUUAUUAGAUUUUUUAAAAUCAUAAUAAAGUAGACUAAAAACUUAAGACAGUAUGUUUAAAAGAAUUAAUUUUUAGUGUAUUUUUACUGUUGUACUAUGGCUAUUUUUUAAUGAAAUAAACCUUUAAAUUGAGA